Amphibalanus amphitrite is the source of this 3330-nucleotide messenger RNA. RefSeq names its product peroxidase-like. Lineage: Eukaryota; Metazoa; Arthropoda; Thecostraca; Balanomorpha; Balanidae. Gene Ontology annotation, biological process: response to oxidative stress. The record is from RefSeq and is a predicted model, not a curated record. The coding region runs from base 200 to 2524 and encodes 774 amino acids. Gene Ontology annotation, molecular function: peroxidase activity; heme binding. The transcript has 8 exons.
GGGGGUCGAACGGUGACCGAUUCGGUCAGGUGCUGAGACGCGUGGCUCAGCGAAACGUGCUUUGCCAUGGCGAGUCGAGGUCCUGAUAGGCCAUGUGGCAGCGGAAGGUGCAGGUGAGGGAGCGAUAUAAAGGGUCAUGCUCAGCCGGUGACCGUGCUGUUCGGAAACUGGCCAGAUAGUGGGAGCAGCAGUGGACGCCAUGCUGAAGCUCGCUGUCGCUGUUGUGGUCUCCCUUCUCAUCAGCGUCGCAGCGGCCUCUGAUCUCUGCGACUGUCAGACACCCUUCCCCGCCGGGUACAAGUCGAAGUACUGCUGCGAAGACUAUUCCCCAACCCCUCGUCACACCUACCCGGCCUAUAGUCCACCGCCGGCGCACCACUUCACGGAGACUAUCGCCGAGCAAAACCCCCAACUGCGCAAACAGGAGGCCCAUGAAGAGCCCUGGCAGGAGACGUUCACUGCAGAGGACUUUGAGACGUUCCCGUCCAAGAAGCACUCCACGUCUCCGGGCGGUUAUGCGGAAUGGAUGCCGCAUCACUCGGAGCCUCUCAUGGUGCCCCGUCACGCUGCUCCUCGGCGCUACAUGACCUAUGAUGAGGACUACAGGCAGUUCCUCCAGAACGUCCUGCACUUCGUCGAGCACUUCCAGAUGUCCACCAACGCGUCCCGGCCGCGGCCGCCGCGUCAGGCGACGCCUCUUCCCGACUGUGAUCCACAGAGGAAGUACCGGACAGCGGACGGCACGUGCAACUCGGCCGAGAAACCACUUCGUGGAGCGGCGGGACAGGGGAACACUCGUCUGGUGCUGCCGCCCGCCUACCAGGACGGCAUCUUCCUGCCGCGGUUCCUCGACUCCGCCGGCCGGCGGCUGCCAGGGGCUCGUCAGAUCAGCGUGGCCGUCACCUCGAGCCACGACAUCCCGCUGCCGCACCUCACCGACUCCGUGAUGCAGUGGGGGCAGUUCAUCGACCACGACCUGGCGCUCUCCCCCGAGGUCAAACCAGACACCCCCUGCUGCCGGCUGGGACGCCGCGCGCCGGACGCCCACGCCUUCUGCCUGCCCAUCACGGCCCGUACCACCGAUCCCGUGUACGGCCCCUGCGGCAAGACGUGUAUCGAGUUCGUGCGCUCCGUGCCCGCCUGGCACGAGCGGCAGAAGGUGCUGACCCAGGUGAACAGCCGCACCAGCUAUAUCGACGCCGACAUGCUGUACGGCGUGUCGGAGCGCUGGACGGCCUCGCUGAGGGAGCACAGCGGAGGAAGGCUGCGCGUGGGCCCGACGAAGUUCCUGCUGCCCGAUCCGGAGCCGGAGCUGGAGUGUCACAGCACGGUGAAAGAAGAGCCGUGCUUCCGCUCCGGAGAUCCGCGAGUUAAUGUGCAGGCCCGAUUGGCGGUGAUGCACAUCAUCUGGAUGAGGGAGCACAAUCGGAUCGCCGGGAGGCUACAGGAGAUGAACCCGCACUGGGACGACGAGAGACUAUUCCAGGAAAGCCGUCGUAUUGUGAUAGCCGAGAUCCAGCACAUCACGUACUCGCAUUGGCUGCCGAUCGUGCUCGGUCACAACUACACCGAUACCAACAUGAUGGGGGAACAGAAGGGGCCGACCAGCUACUCCAACAGAUAUAACGCCGAGACGGAGCCAACAAUCGCCACCGAGUUCUCUUCGGCCGCCUUCCGCUUCGGCCACUCGCUCAUCAACAACCACGUCUUCCUUUUCUCCGACCUCCGCAAGCCGCCCUUCGGCUUCACGCGCCUGCGGGACAUCUUCCUGACGCCGCACCUCAUCUACCAGGGCGCCCUCGACUUCCUCGCCAAGAGCCUGGUGGCGCAGGCGCCGCAAAAGUGCGACCUCGCCUUCGCCAGCGCUCUCACCGGGCAUCUGUUUCAGGAGAGAGGCGAGCUGUGUGGGAUGGACCUGGUGGCCAUGAACAUCCAGCGCGGCAGGGACCACGGCACGCCCACCUACUCGACCGCCCGUCGCUGGUGCGGCCUGCCCCACCUACCCUCGUUCACCGCCCUGACCCGGGUCAUGAGCCCCGAGGCGGUGGUGCGCCUGGCCGGGGUGUAUCGCUCUGUGGACGAUAUUGACCUGUAUAUCGGCGGAGUGGCGGAGUUUCCGGUGGAUGGAGGACUGGUCGGACCCACCUUUCAGUGUCUGAUCGGGAACCAGUUCUUCCGGCUGCGCUGGGGCGACAACUUCUUCUACGACCUGGGCGGCGAGUCUCGUCCAUGGCGGUUCAGCCUGGCGCAGCUGUCGGAGCUGCACCACUCCAGCUGGUCCCGCGUCCUCUGUGACACCGUCUCCGGCAUCAGCGUCAUCCAGCCGGACUCCUUCCGCGCUGCGACCGACGAGAACCGGCUGACCGCCUGCGGCCAGCUGCCCGAGGUCAGCCUCGAGCCGUGGAGGGAGGAACUGCUGCAGCCAGCCGGGGAGGAGGCAGACGAUGAGGAGGAGGGGAAGGCUGAGGCCGUGGAGAGCAACACGCUGGACGCCGCCGGGUUUUUGGCAUCCGUCGGGCUGUAAGACGAAGAUGUGACAGAUGAAGUCUUGAAAUCAGGAAAGAGUUAGAUAGAGAAAGACGAGGUCAUAUGAAAGGGUAUAGGUUUGCAUAACUUGAAAGAACUAGGAGCCUAAUAGAGUAGGUGUUAUGAGAAACGCUGAAACGCUUUGCUGGGGGAAGAUUGACCGCCGAUAGAAAUACAGAUGAAGUCGUUUUCCACAACGGUAUUCGCAAGGCGAUGUUUUAGUGAUAACAGGUGAGCAGGCUAACACUUAACCCGCGCCCUGGUGAGGUCUGUUUAUAACGCAACCUGGUGGGUGGGGGGGGCUAUUUUUGCUCCCCCCCUAUCUCCGAAACUACUGGAGGGAUCCACAAAAUUCAAACGGCGUUCGAAAGCCCUUUCAUAUUUGUCGAAGGUAAUUCAAUUUCGUUGACCUGGCCAACCUGUCAUAGCCUUUGGAAUUUUUUUCGGUCACAAUAUGUUAAAUUGAUCUCCGGGAGGAUACUGAAAGUUUGGUGACGAUCGGCGCAGCGGCUCUGGAGAUAUAUUGGAAAGUCUGGAGGUGGGGGGGACUAAAAAUAGCCCCCUCCCCCCACCGGGGCGCGGGUUAACAGUCAAAGGAAUUCGUCAGCUGUGCUAUUUUUUACUGCGCGUAGCGUUGUCAUAUUUUCAUCGUGUGACUACAGUGAUCAAAUGACGAGCUUCUUGCAGCCUGAUGGCGUCGAUGUUUUUCGAUCAGAACGAAUGGUACUUCAUAUGUAGUUGACCGUGUUCGCUUUGCGAUGGAAAUGUGUGCUUGGGAAAUGGGAAUAUAUGAAACCGUCGACA